This is a messenger RNA of Aplosporella prunicola CBS 121167, 2127 nucleotides long. RefSeq lists its product as uncharacterized. Gene Ontology annotation, cellular component: cytoplasm. The record is from RefSeq and is a predicted model, not a curated record. Gene Ontology annotation, molecular function: ATP hydrolysis activity; ATP binding. The transcript has 2 exons. The coding region runs from base 1 to 2127 and encodes 708 amino acids. NCBI's taxonomy places the organism in Eukaryota, Fungi, Ascomycota, Dothideomycetes, Botryosphaeriales, Aplosporellaceae.
AUGCCCAGAAGAUCUACAUCAAAGAACUCGAACCUGGGACUAGCAUCGUUUCGAAAGACGAGUUGGAGUACUGGGCAAAGGUGUCUUUAUGUGAGUUGCCUCCCGAUUCGCCAACGUCGAGAAGCCCUCCGUGAUCUGCAUGUGCUACUCACGCAAAUCAUUGCGCGACUAAUCGGAUCCACAGGCAGCCUUGACGCGGUCAUCACGGGAGGUACCUUCUCAGUGACCACAUUGUCGGGUCCUCGAUCUGGUCGCAAGAGCCGAUUCGUGGUUGAGAAGGUCGAGCCGCCAGUAGAGGAUAAGCUUACACCUUAUUCGCCGUACUUUUGCAACCAUGCCAGCAGUGUCCAGCUUUUGGCCGACGGCGAGACUGUGCAACCUACAGCCUCAAAUUCCCAGCCUAAACGUUUCGAAAUCAGUUCAGAUGGAAUUGGCGGCCUUCACAAACAGAUUAUUGAGCUUAAUGAACGGCUUGUCACGCUGACCAGUGAAGUGAGGCGCCGAAAGUAUCCCCUGGUGCUUAAACGCAGCACCGGUAUUCUACUACAUGGACCUGAAGGCACCGGCAAGAGUCUUUUGCUCCGCAAGAUCGCCGAAGCUCCUUGGAAAAAGGCCAUUUUUAUGGAUGAACAGCUUACCGGUACAUUUGAAAAGAACCAAACUAUUUUGAAAAAGGCAUUUGAAGAAGCCAAGGCCUCUCAACCUAGUGUCAUCAUAUUUGACAAAUUGGACGUUUUUGCCCCUAAAAAUGACGAGAACUCACCGGCCCCCAAAUCUAGCUUGGCCCGAAGCAUAGCUGUCGAGAUGGACAAACUCGGAACUGCCAGAGUUCUUCUCAUAGGGGCUUCUACCCGACUAGCUGAUGUCGAUACUGCUCUUCGGACGCCAGAGCUGUUCGCCGAGGAACUCGAGAUCCCAGUUCCAGAUGCGAAAGCCCGUGUUUCUAUUCUCAAAGUCUUGCGGGAGAAAGAGUGGCAAUUUACGGACGAAGUCGCGGAGAACGUCGGCGGGAGAACGCAUGGUUUUGUAGGCCGCGACCUCGCUGCGUUGCACAAAAAAGCUCUGAAGAGGGCCUGUGACCGGUAUUUCGAGCAGAACGAACUCGCUGAGUCGACGGACGGCAACCCGGAUCCAGUUGAGGGGCAGACUUCAGGGGAAACACAGCCACCAACCGAGGAAGUUGGGGCGGAAUUGCCAUCGAACGACGAAGCCUCAGGGGCUGCAGCCUCGGUUUUGCAGGAGGAUUUCGAGGAUGCUCUGCUCAAAAUACGUCCCACAGCCAUGAAUGAGGUAUUCUUGGAGACUCCAAAGGUCAAAUGGUCGGACAUUGGAGGGUCCGAGGGCGUGAAGGCGGCGCUUAGAGAAGUCACCGAGUGGCCUUUUCGGCAUCCAGAAGACAUGGAAGACCUUGAUCUCCAGCCGCAGCGUGGAAUUCUCCUAUAUGGCCCCCCUGGUUGUUCCAAGACGCUGUGCGCGAAGGCGGUUGCGACCGAGUCAGACCUAAAUUUCCUGGCGGUCAAAGGUGCGGAGCUGACUAGUAUGUAUGUCGGCGAGACCGAGCGUGCCGUUCGAGAAGUUUUCCGGAAAGCUCGAGCGGCAAGCCCCAGUAUUAUCUUUUUUGAUGAGAUCGACUCGAUCGCCUCGUCGCGGGAGAGCGGCAAGCAGCUGAGCGGACUCAACGUGCUCACGACGCUGCUGAACGAGAUGGACGGCAUCGAGUCGCUCAAGGGCGUGCUGGUGCUUGCGGCGACGAACCGGCCGGACGUGCUGGACUCGGCUCUGAUGCGACCGGGUCGGUUCGACGCGAUUUUGUAUGUCGGGCCCCCCAACCUUGCGGCGCGCAAGCAAAUCGUUGAAAUUGGCACGCGGAAACGGCCGUUGGGCGACGACUUUGAGGUGGAGGAGAUGGCGCUACUUACGGAAGGCUAUUCCGGAGCCGAAAUCAUCGAAAUCUGCGCAGAGGCAGCGCGAAUGACGCUUCGGGAUCGGCUCCAGCAUGGAGAUAAGCGAAAGAUUGGCAGGGAGCAGUUUACGAAGGCGCUGCACAAGACGCCCAAGCGCAUCACCAAGGAGAUGACGGACAGGUAUGAAAACUGGAGCAUUGACGACGCCAUAAAACGGCUGUGA